Messenger RNA from Arvicanthis niloticus (Nile rat), 1299 nucleotides. The record is from RefSeq and is a predicted model, not a curated record. NCBI's taxonomy places the organism in Eukaryota, Metazoa, Chordata, Mammalia, Rodentia, Muridae.
UGAAUUAUGGCUUCUGAAAAAAAGACAGAAGAACAUCCAUUUGCAGACAUCUUUAAUGAAGAUGAAACUGACAGGAACUGUCUGCUGUCCAAACCGGCUUGCUUUGUUAUAUUUGGAAAACCUGGGUCUGGGAAGACAACAUUAGCCCGUAACAUAGCACAAGCAUGGAAAUGUAUUCGUGUUGAAGCUUUAUCGGUUUUGGAAGAGCACGUUGCGGCUGAGAAUGAAACCGGAGCUAUGCUGCAGUCACUGCUGGUGAGCGGUCACAGCGUCCCAGACGAGCUGGUCACGAAGUUGAUCCUGGAGAAGAUCAAGUCUCCCGAAGUUGCUCACUUCGGCUACAUCAUCACUGAAAUGCCGUCACUCUCACAAGAUAGCAUGACCUCUUUGAAGCAAAUAGAAUUUGUUAAAAAUUUAGAAUUGCAACCUGAUAUCAUAAUCAAUAUUAAGUGCAGUGACUACGAUUUAUGCCAAAGAAUUUCUGGGCAACGGCAGCACAGUACUACAGGCUACAUAUACACCAGAGAACAGUGGGACCCAGAAAUCAUUGAGAGUCGCAGGAAAAAAAAGAAGGACAUCCCCAAGGAAGGAAAAUCUGAAGAGGAAGAAGAGGAAGAAGAACAAGAAGAAGAGGAGGCAUUUAUGGCUGAAAUGCAGGUGGUGGCUGAAAUUUUUCAGCACCUCGUCCAGAGGCCUGAGGACUACCUGGAGAACAUUGAGAUCACUGUGAAGCUUUACAAGGAGCUCCUGCUGACUGCUCUGGAGGAGGUAAUGGCUGAGCAUAACCCCCAGUAUCUCAUCGAGCUAGAUGGGAAUAAGUCACCAGAGGAGCUCUUCAUGACGGUCAUAGAGCGGCUGAAGUAUUUGAACAUGAGACGAGCAGCCAUCAUAACCAAGCUUCAGGGUACAGAAGAGGAAAUGACUGACAUAAUAGAUACUGAAGAACUAUUCCGUACAGUGUCGUCUUAUAAACUCAUUGCGCCAAGGUACAGAUGGCACCGAAGCAAGUGGGCGCGUUCUUGUCCGGUGUCCUUAAAGGAUGGGAACAUUUAUUCUGGAGCAGCAGACUUUACCGUGAGUCUUCUAGGUAAAAUGUACUGCCUUUCUUCUGAAGAAACAUUAAAAUUGUUCUCACUGAACCCCCGUCCCUUCCUCCUACCACCUAUGCCGUUACCACCAUGCAAAGUCUUUUUAUUUGGACCUGAGGAAGUAGGGAAAACAACGCUGGCCAACCUGAUUGCAGAGCACUUCAAAGCAAAAGUAACUAACUAUUCGUGGAGCCCUUGUUUAAAUCUGUAG